This is a messenger RNA of Sinocyclocheilus rhinocerous, 1014 nucleotides long. It is a transcript of the gene ece2a, whose product is annotated as endothelin converting enzyme 2a. NCBI's taxonomy places the organism in Eukaryota, Metazoa, Chordata, Actinopteri, Cypriniformes, Cyprinidae. The record is from RefSeq and is a predicted model, not a curated record. The coding region runs from base 150 to 881 and encodes 243 amino acids. Gene Ontology annotation, molecular function: S-adenosylmethionine-dependent methyltransferase activity. The transcript is spliced from 4 exons.
AUGCAUGAAAAAAAAAAAAACACACGUGGGUAGAAUACCCACAGAUCUGUUUUAAAAUACCCUCUUGUAGUUUCCUCUAUUCUUAUUCGGUGUUUAAGACGCACAUGUUAUAAUUCACAGUAAGACUGAUUAAGACAUUGACUUGUAGGAUGGAGUAUUUGCCGGACUCUAAUGCCAGAUAUAAGGAUGUGGAUUACUGGAAUGAACGGUACCGGACGGAGGACAGCUUCGAGUGGUUCGGGGACUUCACUAAAUUUGACCAUCUGCUCAAACAGCACGUGGGAACGGAAGAAAACAUUUUAAUGCUAGGUUGUGGCAACAGUGCUCUGAGCUAUGAUAUGUACCAGGCCGGCUACACCACCAUCACUAAUGUGGAUUACUCCAGUGUUUGUGUGGAGAGCAUGGCGGAGAGACACAAGGACUGCGCUCAGCUCAGCUGGCUGUGCAUGGACGCCCGGCGACUAGCCUUCCCCGAUGGUGUGUUUGAUGUGGUUUUGGAGAAGGGAACUCUGGAUGCUAUGCUGGUGGAGGAGAGCGACCCGUGGAAGGUCUCGGAGAACGCAGCCCAACUGCUGCACCAGGUUCUCUUGGAGGUCAGUCGUGUUUUGAAACCCGGUGGCCGUUUCAUCUCUGUCACGUUUGCGCAGCCACAUUUUCGUAAGAGACUCUACGCUCGAGCGGAGUAUGACUGGUCUAUCAAGCACUAUCACUAUGGCAGCAGCUUCCACUACUUCCUCUAUGUUCUCACCAAAGGGGAGGAGCUUAGCUCAGAGGAUGCUGCAUUGGAGAGGAGACUGCUUGAGGAAGCUGAGGCUCCACCCACCAAUAUAAGAUUUCAAGAAGCGGAUUCUGAGGACUUCCUGAAUAACAUUGGAUUAUAGGGACUUGUACAACAUCUAUCAAUCAAGAGAGUUGUACAGCAUUCUUAUACAUUUUUUAGGCUCCUAUCCUAGUUCACCCAAAAAUUACACUUCCUCUCCUUCACGUUGUUCUAAAUUCAUUAGAUUUUUUUUU